Molecule: messenger RNA, 885 nt
Organism: Colletotrichum navitas
Lineage: Eukaryota; Fungi; Ascomycota; Sordariomycetes; Glomerellales; Glomerellaceae
Exons: 3
Coding region: 252-749 (165 amino acids)
Source: RefSeq, a predicted model, not a curated record
CAUGGGAGGAGAAGAUAGCAAAGGAGCAAGAACAAAACAUAGAUAAAAGAGACGGGAAAACCCCGGCAACUGUCCCCUCUGCCCUCUCCCCUCGCCGGACAAUGCAGGGGGCCAGGCUGGCAUCCCCAUUCAUCUCAUCAGUCGUCACGGCCGGCAUCGCACGUGGCUGCCAGGACCCGACGUUGACCACCCUAAAGUCGUCCCAUACAAUACUACGUUGUUUACCAUGCACAUAGUAUUUGCUGGGGUACAUGAUGCGACGAAGGGACCGAGCCACGCUGUGCCUCGUAUAUCGUCAUGGACCUCGACAAACCGAGCAACCGCGGGAUUCGAGUGUCCGGUUUUGUGGUUCUUGUGACCUCAGGGGCGAGUCUAAGACAUGGUUACGUUACGGCUUUUCGGGUCAAGCCCCCCCUACAGCGACUGAGCCCCUUUUCUGCACAUGUACUCGCAAAAACUUCAUCUCCCAUGUGCAGAUUAUGCCCCGGCGCACGGUCAUGCCUCCUCGAGUCCUGCGUAGUAAGCAAAGCAAAGCAAAACAAAGCAAAGGCUCGUGGUCGUUAUCCCCAAGCGCCUCGUCAGUCGUCUUGAAAAAAGCGAAUCCACGCGAAAGAUGUUCCCAACCGGACAUGGUCCUUUUGACGAACAAAACUGGUCUCCUAGGUAGCCCACAUAGGACAAGGUCUUGCAGAAUAGGUAUCAUCUCCGGAGGCGGGCUCUUCGAAUUGCCAAAGUGGAACACCGGGUAGAUGUCUGAUAAGCAGAUGAAGACGACAUCGACAUCUGUAGUCUUGGGGCGUAGCAAGAUCUGGGUCGGUACUGCAGGGCUAGCAGGGACCGAUCGCAACGUAGCCGGCAAAUAAGUACCUGUACAGUACACAGCAC